This is a messenger RNA of Carya illinoinensis, 790 nucleotides long. Its product is annotated as auxin-induced protein 15A-like. Gene Ontology annotation, biological process: response to auxin. NCBI's taxonomy places the organism in Eukaryota, Viridiplantae, Streptophyta, Magnoliopsida, Fagales, Juglandaceae. The transcript has a single exon. Bases 277 to 663 code for a protein of 128 amino acids. The record is from RefSeq and is a predicted model, not a curated record.
CGACCAGAAAAAAAUGCACAGCAUAAUCCUUCUUUUUUUUUUCAGGGCAUGCACAUAUGACUUUGCAAGAUGCACCUGAGCACCUCUCCAUUUUCUUAACCCCCAAAAUGGUAGGGUAUGAUCUCUUGCACGAGACAAGGCAAAGCAUGUGAACCCUCGAUACUAACUCCACCUGCUAUGUCUCACAACAUUCUUCAACCAACCUUCUCAUGACUACUUUAUCCAGCUUCAGGUUUGACCCCCUGCCUCUAUAUAUAAGUUCUUCAGCUACUAAACAUGCCACUUAAACUCAAAAGUAUUCAGCAUUCAAUUACUAAAGCUACUUCUAUCAUCCAUUCAACCACUCUUCCGAAGAUGGGCAUCCGAUUAAUGGGGUUAGCGCAAGCAAAGCAAAAGCUCCGGCGUAGUCUUUCGGCAAGAAUCAGAAUGAUUUCAGCCACUGGUGUUGAUGUUCCAAAAGGCCACUUUGCAGUUUAUGUUGGAGAAUUAAGUAGCAAGAAGAGGUUUGUGAUUCCAAUAUCAUACUUGAACCAUCCUCUGUUCCAAGACUUGCUAAACCUUGCUGAGGAGGAAUUUGGAUAUGAUCAUCCUAUGGGCGGCCUCACAAUUCCUUGCAGUGAAGAAUACUUCAUUUGUUUAACUUCAUCUCUAAAUUGUUCAUAGAUAAAUGAAGACUCGGGGAUUGAGUGAGUUUAGGCAAUGAACCUCAGUCCCAUCAAUUUUGUAUUGUGUUCUUGCCAAUAUCAUUCGUGUGAUGUCUUGAAAAUUGUAAAGAAACUGUUCAUCAUUA